This is a messenger RNA of Schistocerca serialis cubense, 2234 nucleotides long. RefSeq names its product heterogeneous nuclear ribonucleoprotein A1, A2/B1 homolog. The record is from RefSeq and is a predicted model, not a curated record. Bases 130 to 1158 code for a protein of 342 amino acids. Lineage: Eukaryota; Metazoa; Arthropoda; Insecta; Orthoptera; Acrididae. The transcript has 7 exons. Gene Ontology annotation, molecular function: RNA binding.
CGUGCAAAGCGUCAGUUCCUUCUUCUCCAUUUUGAAGCGGCAGGAGUAGCGUCGUUAGGGAAGUAGGGAAACUUGUACUGUGGGAAUUUGUAGGUAGAAGUUGUCCCAGUAAAGAAAAAUUCAUUCAAGAUGGUGAAUAUGGAUCGUGAGAAUGAUCACGGUGAGCCAGAGCAUGUUAGAAAACUAUUUAUUGGUGGAUUGGACUAUAGAACAACUGACGAGUCCCUAAAGCAACAUUUUGAACAAUGGGGUGAAAUAGUUGAUGUGGUGGUUAUGAAGGACCCUAAAACGAAGAGGUCGAGAGGGUUUGGGUUCAUAACUUACUCCAGAGCACAUAUGGUGGAUGAUGCUCAGAAUGCUCGCCCACACAAAGUUGAUGGUCGUGUUGUGGAGCCGAAAAGAGCUGUUCCUCGCACGGAGAUUGGUAGGCCAGAAGCGGGAGCGACUGUGAAAAAGCUAUUUGUUGGUGGAAUUAAGGAAGAGAUGGAAGAAAACGAUCUGCGCGAUUAUUUCAAACAGUAUGGCACUGUCGUCUCUGCUGCAAUCGUCGUUGACAAGGAGACUCGCAAGAAGCGUGGCUUCGCUUUCGUAGAAUUUGACGAUUAUGAUCCAGUUGACAAAAUAUGUUUGAGUCGCAAUCACCAGAUCCGUGGGAAGCACAUAGAUGUCAAAAAAGCCUUACCCAAAGGUGAUGCUCCAGGAGGCCGUGGAGGUGGAGGCAGAGGUGGGGUUGGUGGUGGUGCAGGUGGUGGCUGGGGCGGAGGACGUGGUGACUGGGGUGGAAGUGCUGGUGGCGGUGGAGGUGGUGGCUGGGGAGGUGCUGAUCCAUGGGAGAAUGGCCGUGGUGGUGGCGGUGACCGAUGGGGAGGUGGUGGUGGCGGUAUGGGUGGUGGAGAUAGGUGGGGUGGGGGUGGUGGAAUGGGAGGGGGUGACAGGUACGGCGGUGGCGGUGGACGCAGUGGUGGAUGGUCCAAUGAUGGUUACAAUAGUGGACCACAGUCUGACGGAUUUGGUGGCGGCUACAAGCAAAGCUAUGGAGGAGGUGCAGUUCGUGGUUCUAGUGGUUAUGGUGGAAGCCGGUCUGCUCCAUACUCUGAUAGAGGAUCUCGAGGUGGUGGAGGUGGCGGUUACGGUUCUGGUGGUGGCCGCAGGUAUUAAGUGCUGUGGCACUCCUUUCCUCCCUGUGCAGGUGUCGCCUAUUUCUGAUACUUCGCUAUAAGUAGCUGAGGCUGUCAGAUGUAGGAGACAGGCAAAGUCAGAGCACAGGAGAGGCAGGCAGGCAGGUUUAACCUUGAGCAGAGACAGAAGAGCAAAUGAGCAGAACAGGACAUGGAUCAGUUCGUUGCUAGAGCAAUCGUGUGUACUGCAUCAUCAGUCAUUCCAUUUUAAACAAUCUCACCCUUGACACCAUUAUCAGUUAGUGAAGUAGUCUACAUCCUAUGUCUUGUGUAAUUAUCUUCGACUUUUUAAGAUGUGUAAUUUUAUUGUAGUUGCUCAAUAGUUGUCAGAUACAGUUCUGGAAAUCUUGGCCUGAAAAUAUAAACCAUUUACAAAUUAUGAUCAAAAAUGCCUGUAGUUUUGAGGAAUGAGUACAAAUGUUUUGGAAAGUUAACUUUUUGUCCAGUAUCUGAUUGAUAAUGCCGAGAAACCAGUUGUAUGAACUUUUAUAGGUCAUUGUAUUUAUUUAGCUGGCUCUCACAUUUUGUAUAGGUUUUAAGUGGUCAUACACCUUAGUCUUUGUGAGAAGGAAUCCAGUUUUCUUUUGAGGGACCAAAUCGUAAGUGCGAAACUGCAGGCUUGUAGGUGUUCAAAGGUACCCUCACUAAUUUAUUGUAGUUCUUGCCAUUUUAUCAUAUAAAAGCAGUUUUAGUAUAUUGCAUUGAAAGUUAAGUGAAUGAGGAAUUGAUCUGUAUGCUUAGAACUUCAUGCAGUAAAUAAUUAGUGAGUACAAAGAUCUGUAAUCCCAACGUGUCACUAAUUACUGGUUUCUUUGUUCUCUCUCUUCCCCUCCGUUUCUUUUUGGAUCCGAGUUUUUGGAUGUUUGGAAGACAUUCAAGUGAGUUUUUGGUAUCCUGAACCAAGGGCUCACCUGCAUAAAAGGUCAGUUGCUGGUGACUGUAUAUCUUUAAUUUUAAAAAGCCCCCAUUUUUGUACUUUCCAACACAAUAGGCCAUGUGAAAUGCAUUUAUGUAUUAUAAUUUUCCUAUGUUCUAAAUAAACUUUUUCUAAUAAAA